CAGAAACUACGGUAAAUAGAGGUUUUUGGUAUUUGCACUAAGUAGCAUUUUACAUGAAGCGUCUAAAACCAGCGUCUUGAAGUUGAUAAAGACUUUAGACAGAGAGGCUUUUGUUUGUUUAUUCUGUUCGGUGUCGAACGCCUCGACUGCCGCUCCUUCAAUUAUUUUGUCACGCUGGUUUCUGUCAUUUCAAAAUGACGGUUUCGGGGACUUUGUACACACCGGAAGGAUAUCAUAGGUCUUGGAGGGCCCAAAUUGCAGCCCAGUUUAGUGGCGCUACCUUAAAAAUUGUGAAUUUUAUUCCUGGUGUGACUGACAAAGACCAGAAGUUCUUGGAAAAAUUCCCUCCCGCAACUGUUCCGGUUUUUGAAGCUGAUGAUGGUACAAACCUUUUUGAUGUAAAUGCCAUAGCUUAUUGUUUGGGAACUGAUUAUUUGAGAGGCGGUAAAAAUGCACACUUCGUCACACAGUGGGUGAAUUAUGCGGAUAACAGCAUUCUUCCGUCUGUUGCUACUUGGGUUUAUCCUUGUCUUGGUAUAACCCAGUUCAACAAAAGCAAUACGGAAAAGGCUAAGGCCUGUAUCUCGUCCGUGCUCAAGUUUUUGAAUGAACAACUCAGUAAGAUGACAUUCCUCGUGGGUGAUCGUUUGUCUCAAGCUGACAUUACUGUCUUUACGGCCUUACAUCCAUUAUUUACUCAUGUUUAUGAGGAAAAGGAACGGAACUCUUAUCCUCAUGUUGUACGUUGGUAUACAACUAUCGCCAAUCAACCAGAAGUUUUGAAGGUCGUUGGACAGUCAACGUUAUGUGUUAAGGCUGCACAGUUCGAUGCCAAGAAAUAUGCUGAACUGCAUAAGAAAACCCCUGAGGCUAAACAACCAAAGGAAUCAACAAAAGAAAAACGCAAAACUGAACAUCCUAGUGAAAAAGCAAAGCCUGAAAAUGUCGACGAUGAACUCCCAAAACCAAGCAAAAAUCCGCUUGCAGAUCUCCCUGUCGGAAAGUUUGAUUUGGAUGCAUUCAAGAGAGUGUACAGCAAUAUGGACAUAGAAAAAGAAGCAAUACCAUAUUUCUGGAGCAACUUUGACCCAGAAGCUUAUUCUAUCUGGUUUUGCGAGUAUAAAUAUCCUGAAGAAUUAUCUUUUCUCUUCAUGACUUCGAAUUUGGUCGGAGGCUUUUUCCAACGAGCAGAAAAGAUGUUAAGAUAUGCAUUCAGUUGCAUGUGCAUAUUUGGCGAGGAUAAGAACAAUACAAUCAGCGGUGUUUGGGUGUGGCGAGGAACUGGUCUGAUCUUCGAAUUGGACAAAGAUUUGCAAGUAGAUUAUGAGUCUUACGAUUGGCGAAAGUUAGAUCAUAAUUCAGAGGAAGAUAAAGCUAUUGUACAUGACUACUUUACACGGAAUUUCCAAAACAAGCCUUUUAGUCAGUUCAAAUUAUUUAGAUGAACAAUAAAGUGAUUUACUUUUGUGGGUGAAUAACUUUAUCUUUUUGUUAACUGCUAUUUUUGCGCGUACUGUCGUUAUUAUCGAGUCUCGAUGCAAUGUCAACAUUUAUAUGUAGCUUAAGUUAUUUUGAUUAACGAACUCCACAAAUCUAAAUACUAUCGCGUGCAUUGUCAGUAUGUAUGUCAUUAACUAUCUCAGGCAACUUAUUCUCCGCGUCUCCAUGAAUGUCAUACACUUUCCUUUCGCAGCCUACCCUAGAAUCGAUUAACUGUUUAACGUUUUGUUCUACCAAUAUAUCUAUACUAUUGGCUGUUUAUUUAAUGACAGUUAUUGAUUACAAUAAUUUUGCAACCCCUAAAUAUUUGUAUGACAUUUAUUUAUUCGUUGAACGAUCACAUGGC
Schistosoma turkestanicum is the source of this 1846-nucleotide messenger RNA. Lineage: Eukaryota; Metazoa; Platyhelminthes; Trematoda; Strigeidida; Schistosomatidae. The record is from the annotation of a GenBank genome assembly.